AUGGCAGCUCAGACAUUCGGCGCCUUUAUCACCCAUGAAAGCGAUCCCAGUUCUCCCCUUGCAGGACCUCCUCGGAUUGUCCCCAGAGACAAGAUCACGGCCGCUGCGCCUUCAGAGUAUGAGCUGAACGAACUGCAAUGGGGUCGUCGUCUGAAUGGCCCCCAGCGGGAUUACUCGCGGGAUACCUCCCCCAUAGGUCGAUCUCUUCCUCAAACCCCUGGAGAACUCGAGCAAAGUCAACCGCCAACCCCGAAAAGAGAUCAAGCCGUUGAUGCAUUGAUUCAGUCUGCCUGGAACCCACCCAAAAACCGAUGGAGGCUUGCCUCGGCCAGUCUUGCAUUCUUUCUGAUGGGAAUCAAUGAUGCAGCCACGGGCGCGUUGAUCCCGUAUGUGGAGGAACAAUACAGCAUAGGUUAUGCCAUUGUGUCCCUGAUUUUCGUCACCAAUGCUGUGGGAUUUAUCAGCAUGGCUCCAGUCUCCCAGAUGAUCGAGGCUCGUCUCGGCCGAGCUCGUUCUCUGAUGAUUUCAAUGACUUUGCUGAGUAUUGGCUAUCUUGCCAUCAUAUGUACUCCGCCCUUUCCUGUCAUUGUUGUGGCCUUUUAUUUCAUGGGAUGUGGCAUGGCUCUAUUUCUGGCCAUGACCAACGCCUUUAUCGUCAAUCUCUUGAAUGGCACAGUCAUUUUAGGGUUUUGUCACGGUCUGUACGGGCUUGGAGGCAUAGUAUCACCUCUGAUGGCCACGGCAAUGGUUUCCCAUGGUGUUCAUUGGGCAUACUUCUACGCAAUCCCCCUGUCUCUUUCGCUAUCGUCCAUUAUAUUCGUUGGCUGGUCUUACAGGGGCUUUGAGAAUGACACUGCUGUACGACUCCUCACCAGUCUGGAACGUACAGCUUCACGCCAGGCUUCGGCCUUGGGCGAGCCUACCAAGCUGCAAUUACUGAAACGGGCACUAAAGAACCGUACCACUCUUCUCGGUGCCACCUUCAUCUUUUUCUACCAGGGCAGUGAAGUAGCCAUUUCAGGCUGGGUUAUCUCCUACCUCAUCCACUAUCGAAAGGGAGAUCCUUCUCAAGUGGGCAACGUCACCUCAGGCUUCUGGGCCGGCAUCACUGUGGGCAGGUUUGUCCUCACCCACUUUGCCCACAAGAUGGGCGAGAAGCUGUCGGUCAUGCUUCUCAUAAUCGGCGCGGCAGUUUUCCAGCUUUUGGUAUGGCUGGUCCCCAAUAUCAUUGGAAAUGCCGUGGCCGAGUCCAUUGUCGGAUUGUUCCUGGGCCCGGUGUACCCGUGCGCCACCGCGCUCUUUUCACGGCUGUUGCCUCGCAGCAUUCAGAUCAGCAGUCUGUCCGUGGUGACCUCGAUGGGCUCGUCUGGAGGCGCCCUGGUGCCAUUCAUUACUGGAUUGUUGGCCCAGAAAUUGGGCACUGUGGUGCUGCAUCCGAUUGCCUUGAUAUCGUUUGCUGCCAUGUCGGUGGCCUGGCUGUUGUUGCCUCGGGUGACAAAACCGACAGAGUAG
Exophiala dermatitidis NIH/UT8656 is the source of this 1512-nucleotide messenger RNA. RefSeq lists its product as uncharacterized. The transcript is spliced from 3 exons. Lineage: Eukaryota; Fungi; Ascomycota; Eurotiomycetes; Chaetothyriales; Herpotrichiellaceae. Gene Ontology annotation, molecular function: transmembrane transporter activity. The record is from RefSeq and is a predicted model, not a curated record. Gene Ontology annotation, cellular component: membrane. Bases 1 to 1512 code for a protein of 503 amino acids. Gene Ontology annotation, biological process: transmembrane transport.